Monosiga brevicollis MX1 is the source of this 1101-nucleotide messenger RNA. RefSeq lists its product as uncharacterized. Lineage: Eukaryota; Choanoflagellata; Craspedida; Salpingoecidae. The coding region runs from base 1 to 1101 and encodes 366 amino acids. The record is from RefSeq and is a predicted model, not a curated record. The transcript is spliced from 8 exons. Gene Ontology annotation, molecular function: acyltransferase activity. Gene Ontology annotation, cellular component: endomembrane system.
AUGGUCGAACUCACGGUUUUGGCCGUGGUGGGGUACAUCCUCACCAGCCUCCCGCUCCCCAUGUAUGGCCUGUUUGUUGGCAUCCUGGAUGGACUCACUCGCUUCUUGGGCAAUCGUAUGUGGUACUAUCGGUUGGAUGAGUGGGUGUACAAGCACUUUCAGCGCAUCGUUCUCAUGUUUAUCAAGGACAUUGGGGCCACCGAGACCGUCAUGUAUGGCGAUGCACCCCAGCCUGAGAAAGCCGUCCUCAUCUGUAACCACCAGUGUACAGCCGAUGCCUUUAUCAUCGACAUGGUCGCACACCAAGGCUCGCGCCUGGGGCACUUGCAGUUUCUCCUCAAAAAUUCUCUCAAGUACCUGCCCCUUUUCGGACCUUACUGGAAGCAGCACGGCUUUGUGUACCUCAAGCGCUCCUGGGCCUCGGACAAGCUGGCGAUUGAGCGCAACCUUGCACUCACGCAGGAACGCCCCGUGCCUUACUGGAUGUGCCUCUUUCCUGAAGGCACCCGUCGAACCCACAACCCCAAGCCCCCCUCCCGUCCUGAUAUUCCUACGUACCCUCACGUGUUGGCCCCGCGCUACAAGGGGUUCAUUGCCUGCAUUGAGCAAUUACGCAGCGAUGCCACUGCCAUUUAUGAUUUGACAAUCGCCUACGAUCACAAGGAUGCCAACGGCCAGCAUCCUGAACCUCCCUCUAUCCACGGCAUUCUUCACCCAAAGUACCACCGCGUGGCUUGCCAUGUGGACCGCAUCGACAUGUCCACCGUGCCGCAGGGCGAGGAAGCGAUCCGAGACUGGCUCAGUCAUCGUUGGGAGGCCAAGAAUGAGUAUGUCCUGUCUCUGUUCUUGAUGGCCCCCCAUCCCCCCGCAGCCCCGGUGCCGUUGACUCACAAUCACCCACACGCUUGCAGCCUGCUGGCCAAGUUUUAUGAGGGCAAGGAUUUUCCAGACAAGCGGGGCGCCUUUCAGAUUGGCCUUGAGCACUAUUUCUGGGAUAUUGGCAUUGCGGUCUUGGUGACCCUCUUCUCUUAUGGCACUGUCUUUGGUUCGUUUGGCUGUCGGGACGCCAGGGCUGAAGCUGGCGAAUCCGCUCGCGCUUGA